GAUCUUUGUCUGCUGGCCCCGGAGGGUUUUGCGGUGAAGCGAGUUGAUAGCUGCAUCGCAAGCCUGCAGGAUGCGGAAGCGAUUCUGGAAGAGGCCCAGGCCGAAUAUCCCCACCUGGACAUCGCCGGUCUAAUGCAUGUGGGAGGUGCUGCAGCUUCGAACUCAGCAGGCACCAUUGCCACUGGAGCAGCCCCUGCUUUCGACGAGUCCCUGCGAUCUUUGAGCUUUCUGGUGUCAGCUCUC
Symbiodinium necroappetens is the source of this 243-nucleotide messenger RNA. The record is from the annotation of a GenBank genome assembly. Lineage: Eukaryota; Dinophyceae; Suessiales; Symbiodiniaceae.